GCGAGCGAGAGCGCGGAGACGGAGAGGCGCCUCUCCCCACACCAUGGGGCUGAGAGAGGAGCUGCUGAAGGCUAUCUGGCACGCCUUCUCCGCCCUGGACGUCGAUAAAUGUGGCAAAGUGUCCAAGUCUCAGCUGAAGGUUCUCUCGCACAGCCUUUGUACAGUAUUGCAAGUCCCUCAUAAUCCAGUGGCUUUGGAGAAUCACUUUAAGGAUGAUGAUGAAGGUCCAGUUUCUAACCAGGGAUACAUGCCCUAUUUGAACAAAUUUAUCUUGGACAAGGUACAACCGAACACCUUCAGUAAGUGUGAAUUUAAUAGGAUGUGCUGGACUCUUUGUGCCAAGAAGAAUCUGAAUCUAAACAAUCUGCUGAUCAGUGAUGGUGAUGCCUUCAAAGUUUGGUGUAUAUUCAAUUUCCUCUCAGAAGACCUGUAUCCCUUGGUCAUAGUCCCAGAGGAGAUUGAAUACUUCCUUCAAAAGCUGACUGAAGCAAUGGGAGUUAACUGGCAACAAGAACAAUUUGAGGAAUACAAGGAGCAGCUUGGUGCAAAGCAAUACGGCCUUUCUGUGUGGGGGUUCAUCGAGUUGGUUGGCUCUGGGCUUUUCUCUAAAGGCAUGAACAGACAGACCCUGUCCAUGGCAAUUGAUGAAGUUUACCAUGAGCUUAUCCUAGAUGUCAUGAAACAGGGUUACAUGUGGAAAAAAGGGCACAAAAGGAAGAACUGGACCGAGCGCUGGUUUGUGUUGAAACCUGAUGUCAUUUCAUAUUACGUCAGCGAAGAUCUAAAGGAGAAGAAAGGCGAUAUCGUAUUGAGCACUGACUGCUACGUAGAGUCCUUACCGGAUAAAGAUGGAAAGAAAUGUCUGUUGCUGGUAAAGUGCUCAGAUAAGUCUUUUGAGAUCAGCGCACCAGAUAAAAAGAAAAAGCAAGAAUGGAUCCAAGGCAUUCAAACAGCUAUCAACCUGGUGAGAGACAGCAGGCUCCCGCCCCACAAGGAAGGACAGCUGAAACGGCGAGGCCAGCGACAGAGACUGCAGGCCGAACAGGAGGAGAUCGAGCGGAGGAUGAAGGAGCUGCAAAUGGCCAAUGAAGAUAAACAAGUCGAGCUGGAGAAAAUGCGCAUGGAGCUGGAGUUCUCGGCUAGCAAGGCUGCACAGGAGGAGAAGAGACGCCUGCAGUCACAAAUGCAACUUCAGGAUCGUUUCAGGCAGGAACUGGAGAAGGAGAAAAUGGUUAGAGAGCAGAUGGAGAAGCAGGUAGCCCAGAAGUCCACUGAACUGGAACAGCACCUGCAACGAGUGCGUGAGCUGGAAGAAAUGUACAAGAAGCUUGAGGAAGCUCUGGAGGAUGAGAGGCAGGCAAGACAGGAUGAGGAAAUGAUCCGAAAACUGCAGGCCAGGUUACUGGAAGAGGAGUGUGCUAAACGAGCGGAUCUGGAGAGAUUGCAUUUGCAGCAGCAACAAGCCAUACAGAUGACAGAAGCAGAAAAGCAGGAGCUGGAAAAGCAGCGAGCAAAAAAAGAUCUUGAACUGAAGAUAGCCAUGGAGCAAUUGGAGCAGCUGGCACUGGAGAGAGUGCAAGUGCUUGAGCAAUACGAUGAAAUAUCAAAAAAAUUGGAGCUGGCAGCUAACAAGGCCAAGAACUGGAAGGACAAAGUGGCCCAACACGAAGGAUUGCUGCGACUUAUACAGCCAGGUUCAAAGAACCGUCAGCUGAUCACCAAUUGGGGACCGGCUGCUUUUACAGAUGCUGAGUUGACCUUGCGGGAAAAGAAUUGGCAGCAACAGAAAAAUGCUGCCACACAGUGAACCACCCACUUCACCAGUAUUCGAAGUGUUAAGAAUGGUCUUUAACUACAGAAUGGUCUUCAAUACUGGUCACACACUCUCAAUGUUCUGGACUUGUUCAACGUGGAGGCAGAACUGAUCUGAAACUGUUAUACAAAGAAUUAUUUUAUGCUAAAAUAUUAAUAUUCUGGGUCCAAACAUUCCUUGAGACUAAUUGUUGAUUUUUGCUUUGAUGAGAAGCUAUGUGUUAGAUAUUUAGUAAAUCUUGACCUCUUCAUUUCGAAUUUUACUUCUAAUGCUCCACAGUUCUGUGUUUUAGUUUUGUCCUGUGUUGCAGUAUUAUUUACUAUUAUGCAUUCCUGAUUUUUGACCCACGAAGUGACUGAGGAGGUUUUGCAGAUUCGCCAUCUAAUGGGAUGGACUUUGGAUUAAGUUAUCCAACGUUAUUCACAGCAUCAUUCCUGACAUGUCUUGCAGUCUUCACCGUUCAUGUGAGACUGAGAGGGAACCAACUAAGUUGACAGGAUAUUUCUAGAAUGCAAUGGUGAAUGGGGUGACUCGUGUAACUUUUCAGCUUCUGGUGGGAUUGGGGUUAAGGAGGAUUUUGAUUUUUUUCCUAUAACUUGCUUGGGUGCUUGUUCUGUCUCAUGACUGUUAGAACUGAUAUCUUUGCUGCCCUAAUGAGUACUAUCAGCCUACGGACCUCGAAUUGCACAACAGUUGGUUUGGUUUUACUAUAUCCAAUUUUGGUCCUUGGUGGUUUUGUUCAUAUCAUAAAUUCUUGUAAAUCAUUGAUAAUCUCAGCAGAAUUUCUGUUCAUUUAGGGGUGGGGGUGGGGGAGACAUUUCCCUGUAGUCUUUCUUCUUUGGAAAUCUAAUCUUAUACAACUUUCUGAAUUGCAUGCUGGCUAGACUCACUCACUGAGCUCGCACCUCUACCACCAACAUUAGACACGUUGGUAAGUAAAUUUUUUUAUUGCUAAUUUUUGAAAUGUGUUUUUAAUAUAUUUGAUUUGAGGAUUUUAGUUUUUUUUCAUAUUGAAUUUUUUUUUAUGGAUCUUUUGUGCAAUUAGCCUAGAAUUUGGAUCAACUCUUAAAAAUGAUAUUCAGAUGAAAACCGUUUUAUAAACCAUUAUUAGAGCACUACUUUGUGUCUGCUGUCAGUGAGGCAGACAGACUAAUUUGAGACUUUGUUGAGCAUAAUUAGUUUUGGGAAAGUGAGGAGAGACUGAGACCUGGAACAUGUGCUGUUUAAAACACAGGCAUUUUUUCAUUACCAAAUGUUUAGAGUAUUCUGAGAAUUCAACAACAGAGCAAUCACAACAAACUGCGUUUAUAUCGCACCUUUCAUGUCAUGUCCAGGAGGACGUCCCAAGGCACUGAAAUUCCUUAAGGUUUAAUACAAAGCUGUGGUUUUAAGUAGUGCAAGUUAAAGGUCAAUAUUUUAGUGCUCAGAAUUACUGUGAAAAGAACAAACGUCAAUCUGGAAGUAUUAAUAGCAAUAAUACUGGAGCAAAAUAAUUUUCAGAAAUAGUUGCAUGCUGGAGGCUUGCCAUAAACUUGGAAGCUUGUUCACGCAGCUGGGUCCCAACAAGUUCAGAAUAGUGUAUAGCUAUGGUGGUGUGUGUCUGGGGGCUUUCCUUCAGAAAUUCUUUGUAGCUAAAAUUAACAAUGAUCCUGUUUUUAGAGUAUAGAGAUAAAAAAUGACUACUAAUUUUUAAAAAGGUAAAAUGUUGACUUGUUAUGUUUUAACUUUAUAUUUUCUACAGAAGUUCAUGUAACUCUGGUGUCCGAUGAUUGAAUAAUUCUUGACUUGAUAUAGAUUCUCUUUGGUUAGAACUGGUAUUCAAUUGUUACCGUUUUGGUAGUACAGUAAUUAUAGUUUCUAAACCAGCUGAGAUCAUUAUUCCUCUAAAUGAUGACAUUCAUAGUAUUUAGAAUGUGAUCCGUGUGUAGAGAUUUACCCGAAGUGCCAAACUUAUCAAUAAGGCUGGUUUUCUCUAGCAUCUAUCAUUUCACUGUUAAGCAAUUCACCUGUUGUUUCUGUGUAUACCCCUAACUACAGAUAGCGUUGAGUUGUGCAAGUGUUAUUGAACAUGCAUUGAUACAUUGUUUAGUACCUAUUUAAAAAUAAAUGAGAAUUUUAAAUAUUCA
Molecule: messenger RNA, 3939 nt
Organism: Callorhinchus milii (elephant shark)
Lineage: Eukaryota; Metazoa; Chordata; Chondrichthyes; Chimaeriformes; Callorhinchidae
Gene: swap70b
Product: switching B cell complex subunit SWAP70b
Exons: 12
Coding region: 44-1807 (587 amino acids)
Cellular component (GO): nucleus; cytoplasm
Source: RefSeq, a predicted model, not a curated record